CCCCGGGGUUUCCUUGAGUGUCCGGGGCGGCACUGCGUCUGUAGGGGCUCAGCCUGUCCCUUGGCAUCCCUUUGGCUCAGAGAAGGUCCCGCAGGAGGGGCUGCCCUCCCUGGUCUCCGUGGCCUGGAGCGUGGAGCACUGGCCAGGGUGGAUCCCCACCCCUGCAGUUGGUCGGUGAGUAAAGGGGUGAUUUCUGUGUCCUGCCUGGGUCUCUCUUCACCCUAUGUCUCCCUGUCUCCAGGUCUCUCUUCUGUUUCUGCCGCUGGCUCACGGGCUCCCAUCUCUGUCUCUAUCCCCCUCUCUCUGUGUCUCUGUGUCUUUGCCCGCUCUGGCCUUCCUCAUCCUUCUCCCUGUCCUCUUCCCCCUCCUGGGGUUUCCCCCCCGUCCUUGUCCUCGCUGCAGCCGGAAGGAAGGACUUGCAGUCAGGCUGUUGUGGGAAAGGCCACGGGGGCUCCACUUCUCUCUUUUGAGGCCUCUUCUCCCGCCCCCUUGCCCAGGGCCUCCAGAACCUCACACCCAACCCAGCUGUGACAGGUGAAGGGACCAGGGCUCCUCCACCAUCCCCACACAGCUCUCUGCUGGCUCCACAAACCGCCCAGGGAGUCAGACCCGGGGAAGGGAAAGGGGGGGCUUUGACCUGGGGCUGCGCGACCACCUCGGGUGGGACCCAAGGCCCCUGCCUCCCUGAGGUGCUCUCGGCCCCAGCUCCUGACAGCAGAGCCCGUGGACUCAUGGCCUCAAGACUUCUCCUGGUGCUUGCCCUCUGGGUGGGCUGCUCACCCUGCAGCGGGAGAGAAGCAGCCCCCACCCAGCCCAGGGUGCAGUGCCGGGCCUCUAGGUACCCGCUUGCCGUGGAUUGCUCCUGGACCCUGCUGCCCACUCCACACUCCGCCAAGCCCACGUCCUUCAUUGCCUCGUACAGGCGCGGCGUGGCUGCCCACGGGGAGAGCCGGCCCUGCCUCCAGCUGACCCCUGAGGCCACCAGCUGCACCAUCCCAGAUGUCCAGCUGUUCUCCAUGGUGCCCUACAUACUCAACGUCACAGCGGUCCAGCCCUGGGGAAGCAGCAGCAGCUUCGUGCCCUUUGUUCCCGAGCAUAUCAUCAAACCAGACCCUCCCGAAAGCGUCCGCCUGCGCCCCCUCCCUGGGCAGCGGCUGUGGGUGCAGUGGGAACCCCCCCGGUCCUGGCCCUUCCCAGAGAUCUUCUCACUCAAGUACUGGAUCCGAUACAAGCAUCACGGAUCGGCCCGCUUCCGCCAGGUGGGGCCUACUGAAGCCACAUCCUUCACCCUCAGGGCUGUGAGGCCCCAAGCCAAGUACUGCAUCCAGGUGGCUGCUCAGGACCUCACCGACUACGGGGAAGCAAGUGACUGGAGUCUCCCUGCUGCUGCCUCCAAGCCCCUGGGCAAAUAGUGGGGCUCCCCAGCCCCCCCCCCCCGCCCAGAAGAGGGGCUGGGUCCUUGACAUCCGCCUCCCACUGCCACCCACUCAAGGACGGACGGGAUCCAUCUGGCCUGGGUUCACUGCUGCCGAGUCGCUGCGCAUCACUGGGCAAGUGACUCUGCCUUUCUGAGCCUGUUUGUCGAUCUGUGAAAUGGGGAUGCACUUCUCCCUUAGGCCGCAGUACAGGGCUCUGUGAACUGUGAACUUCUGAUGUUUUUUAUUGUUUAACUAAAAAAAGAUUGUUG
Messenger RNA from Mirounga angustirostris (Northern elephant seal), 1687 nucleotides. It is a transcript of the gene EBI3, whose product is annotated as Epstein-Barr virus induced 3. NCBI's taxonomy places the organism in Eukaryota, Metazoa, Chordata, Mammalia, Carnivora, Phocidae. The record is from RefSeq and is a predicted model, not a curated record. Gene Ontology annotation, molecular function: protein binding; cytokine receptor activity. Gene Ontology annotation, cellular component: membrane. The coding region runs from base 732 to 1412 and encodes 226 amino acids. The transcript is spliced from 5 exons.